Pichia kudriavzevii is the source of this 810-nucleotide messenger RNA. RefSeq lists its product as uncharacterized. Gene Ontology annotation, molecular function: oxidoreductase activity, acting on NAD(P)H, oxygen as acceptor. The transcript has a single exon. Lineage: Eukaryota; Fungi; Ascomycota; Pichiomycetes; Pichiales; Pichiaceae. Gene Ontology annotation, cellular component: intracellular anatomical structure. The record is from RefSeq and is a predicted model, not a curated record. The coding region runs from base 1 to 810 and encodes 269 amino acids.
AUGUCGGUAACCAACGUCAAACAACCGGGACAAGCAACAAUGUUAUUUAAAAAGACAAUUAUAGUUACAGGUGCUUCACGGGGGCUAGGCAAAAGCAUUGCAAGCUCAAUACUGGCUCGGUAUCAGGAUUCCCAAGUUGUCUUGGUUGCACGUAAUAAGCUGUUAUUGGAUGAAUUUGUGAAUUCACAAAACGAAGAAGAUAGAAACAGAAUCUUAGUAAUCAACGGGGACAUCACUAAAACCGACACAAUCGAAAAAUGUAUAUCUCAGACAUUGAACAGAUUUGGCAGGAUAGACGGAGUAGUUUUUAAUGCUGGUGUUCUUGGCCCGGUUGGCCAUUUACAUGAAAACAAUAUUGAUAUUAAAGAAGUUAGAAAUUGUUUUGAAAUCAACUUCUUCAGUAUCAUUGCAUUUUUGGAGAAACUCCUUUCUACUUCAGAUGUGAAACUGCUGGACAUUAUCUUUGUUUCAUCAGGCGCAAGCUGUCGUGGGAUCGAUGGCUGGCUUGCAUAUGGAACGUCUAAGGCAGCACUUAAUCAGUUGUGCGUCCAAUUACAUUCUGAGUACUCGGGAAGAGUUAGGUGCACCAGCAUGGCUCCCGGUGUAGUAGACACAGCAAUGCAGGAACUUAUUCGUAGUGAUCAUAUUUCCAAUGGAAUGACAGAUUCUGCACAUAAAAUGUUCGUAGACUUAUAUUCGAACGGAAAACUCCUGAAUCCAGAUACCGUGGGUAGUUUGUAUGCUAAAAUGGUGGUAGAAGGAAUCCCCGAAAAUGUUCAAGGAAGAUAUUGCCGUUGGGAUGAACUGUAA